AUGUCAACCAUGCCGUUGGAGCCCCCGGCCUAUCUCAGCUCCCUCCAGAACAAUAUUCGAGCUCGUCCGAUCCCCUGGGAGGGGGCCGUCCGCGCAGGUAACAUCACCGAUGAUCAUCUGAAGAAGAUCAAGGCGGUCGAUAAGGUCCGCAAGGAGCAGCGACGUCAGACGGUGGAGGGAGACCUUCCGGGCUAUGUUGGUCUGCUAGCUGGCAGCUCCGACGGCAAGAGUGUGCUGGACUUGGCGUCCAGGAGAACCGAUAUUGUACAAUAUAUUCUGGUGUUGGCAGCCGACUUGAUCAAUGAUGUCCCGUCUCUAUCGUCCGCACUGGUGGCGCAUCCCAGCCCCUACAAGCCAUUCCUUCCCCUCCUGCGUCACUCCACGAACACCGAAGAUCCCAUCCCCCUACUCACCUCUACAUUCUUGACCAACCUCGUAUCGAUCAGCCUCGUUUCCACGUCUAAAUCCACCCCGCGGGAUGAGGAAGCGCUCCCGCAGCUUUUCACCUACCUUUCCAGCUUGACCCAGAACCAAGACAGCGGACUGCAGGAUAUCGGGGUCCAGGAACUGUCGGCGCUACUGCGUACGUCGCGAUCUCGGAAGAUUUUCUGGAAGCAGAGGAAAGAGACGGUCGAUCCCCUGGUUGAGAUCCUCCGUGCUGCUGCCGGAGCCAAAGAUACCGGCUCCAGCACUAUCGCUGGUAGCUCCCGCAUCGAGCCCGGUCUCUCGGGCGGAGUUGGCCUUCAGCUGCUUUACCGCGUUCUCCUGGUUCUGUGGCAGCUAAGCUUCGAGGGCGGUCUGAUCGGCGAUGAUCUCCAAGCGGACCAUGAGUUUAUCCAACUGUACUCCCACCUCCUGCGUCUUUCCCCCAAGGAGAAGACCACGCGCCUCCUCCUUGCCACUCUUAAGAACCUCUUGUCCUCCAACCGCACGACUCUCCUCCCGAUCGCCGUAUUCGUGCGCCUCCCCGCGCUGCUCACCAACCUUUCCGGUCGUCAUCUGACCGACCCUGACCUCCUCGAGGACCUUAAAAACUUGGCGGAUAUGCUGGAGGAGUACACCAAGACACAGACCACAUUCGAUCAGUACGCCGCCGAGCUGCAAUCGGGUCACCUGCGCUGGUCCCCGCCCCACCGCAAUCCCACCUUCUGGAAAGACAACGCCCGCCGCAUCCUCGACGACGCCAACGCCGCGCUGCCGAAGAAGCUUGCCGAGAUCAUCUCCAAGCCCUGGGACAAUGACAAGCAGGUGCUGGCGAUCGCCUGUAACGACGUGGGACACCUGGUGAAGGAACUGCCCGAGCGACGGAACCAGCUGGAGCGACUGGGGUUAAAGGCGCGCGUGAUGGAGCUAAUGGCGGACAAGGACGAGACGGUCAGAUGGGAGAGUCUGCGGGCAGUGGGCGAGUGGCUUCGCGCGACUGAGACAAGAGGCAAGACCCUGUGGACCGCAGUCGGUGAUCGGCCGCUAUCUCGACACAUUCCGUGGGCCCCGAACGGACUCAUCUUUGGGUGUGGAUUUUCCGCUGAUAACCAAACCACCCUGGUCGUGGGGCAGACUAGUUUCGCCGCAGAUAUCGAGUUCCGUCCGAGACGAAAAAGCGAAGGGGAGAGAGGGCAAACCCCAAUACCCGCCGGUGUCAAAUUCCCAUGUCUCGAUCGUUCACCGGCUGCAAACGAUGUAAAGCUCGACGGCAGAAAUGUGACGAACAACGACCGAUUUGCGGCCGAUGCAAGACGGCCGGCACGCAGUGUGGAAUACUCCCCCGGGGAAUUUAUCUACACCACGAAUGCCACCUCCCCCACCGGUGCCGUCGAAACAUUUCCCCUCGUGCAACCCGUCGAUCCGUUCUCCUCGCUCUCGUCGGACAAGAAGGCUCUCCUCCACCAUUUCCUUAACGAUGCGUCGCAGAUCACGGCCUGCCAUUCGGGCAUGCAGCGGGAUAUCUGCAAGAUGCUGGUCCCCAUGGCCCUGCAGACCCCAUCGCUGCUCUAUGCGACGAUGGCGCUGUCCGCGAUCCACCUACAAGCCUUGUACAAUCAAUCGGAGAACGUCAAGUCGGCGCCGGACAUCGCCCACCUGAUGGCUCUCAGUCUGGAGCAUUUCCGCAAGGAACUGCAAAAUCCGCAAACGAGGGGCUCGGAUGCGCUGCUGGCCACCGCUCGAACGCUCUGUCUCGCCGAGGUGCACUCAGGCGCUAUCCAUCCGAACUCGUGGCGCGCUCACAUCGAAGGCGCCAGGGCUCUGAUGGUCGCCGCUGAUAACCGGGCAGCAGCAGGAGGGGGAGGGGUGUCGCCUGGCUCGUCGGACGGGUUCCGCAGAUAUCUCGACCGGUGGUAUCGAUCGAUCGUGUCGCUGACGGCGUUAACGGGGAACGGGCCGCCCGUCGAAGUCAAGGAAGAGGUUGUGUCCGACAAUAGACAUAUCGAUGCGUCUGAAUCUCCGGACUACCUUGACGACUACUGGGGCUUCACGGUCAACCUGGCGGCGAUCUUCCGGCAGAUCGGGGCGGCAGCCUGGCGACAUCAUCCGAGCCACGCGACUCAGGGCGGUCACGAUGAAGUCGCGGUGCUUCACGAGGCGGCGACGCUCGAAUCCUCGCUGCGACGACUCAUGGACCAAGGGGCCGACUCGAUCCCCACGUUCUACCCGGGGGUCGUCGAAGGCCUAUCAGCCACGUGCAUCCAACAAUCCAUCCUCUGCAACGAAGCCUUCCAGCACGGCGCGCUCAUCCAGAUCCACCGUCGUCUGCGACGGACACCCGCGUCAGCCCCGGAGGUGCAGGCUUCCGUGAAGCGGAUUCUCGACUGCACGGCGCAGAUCGGGCCCUCGUCGGGACUAAGUCCGUGGGUGUUACUCACGACACCCUUGUUUAUCGCAGGCUGCGAAGCGCAGGGUGAGGACCGCGCGCAAGUCCGACAGUUGCUGUCUGCGCUGCAUGAUACGAUCCGCGUGCCGAACGUGUUGCAGUCGUUGAAAUUUCUGGAGCAGUACUGGGGGGAUCAGCUUGACGAGAGCGAGAGUUGGAAUCAAUUUUUAGGUAUGUUGAAUGCCCUUUCUUCGCAGUUGUGA
This is a messenger RNA of Aspergillus affinis, 3072 nucleotides long. RefSeq lists its product as uncharacterized. Bases 1 to 3072 code for a protein of 1023 amino acids. The record is from RefSeq and is a predicted model, not a curated record. Gene Ontology annotation, cellular component: fungal-type vacuole membrane; vacuolar proton-transporting V-type ATPase, V1 domain. The transcript has 6 exons. Gene Ontology annotation, molecular function: proton-transporting ATPase activity, rotational mechanism. Lineage: Eukaryota; Fungi; Ascomycota; Eurotiomycetes; Eurotiales; Aspergillaceae. Gene Ontology annotation, biological process: proton transmembrane transport.